Messenger RNA from Cyanistes caeruleus (blue tit), 1457 nucleotides. It is a transcript of the gene SUPT3H, whose product is annotated as SPT3 homolog, SAGA and STAGA complex component. NCBI's taxonomy places the organism in Eukaryota, Metazoa, Chordata, Aves, Passeriformes, Paridae. Gene Ontology annotation, molecular function: transcription coactivator activity; protein heterodimerization activity. The record is from RefSeq and is a predicted model, not a curated record. Gene Ontology annotation, biological process: transcription by RNA polymerase II.
GCGGCCGUGGCGGGCGGGGGGAACAGCGCAAAGCCGCCGCCGCCGCCGCUGCUUUUCCGCCCCCCUCGUUUGUCGCCUCGGUCCAGGCAGCGCGUGGAGGGGAAGGACCGAGGUUCAGUGCCUGCCCCUCGCUUUCCCCUCUCGGCUGUCCGCACACGGGGUGGGGGGACCGGGCACCACAAGCUGCUCCCACCUUCCUUCCAUCCUUCCUCCCCUGCACAUCUCAGCCUCCUCAUCCAUCCAUCCAUCCAUCCAUCCCCAGGGGUGAGCCUUUGAAUGAGCAGCACUGUGGCCAGCCCGAUGUCAGCAGUUGCCUCUUCAAGCAGUGGAAGAAAAUCAACGAGCUUUACACCUGAAUUGCAGAGUAUGAUGUUUUCCCUGGGAGAUGCUCGCAGGCCACUGCAUGAAACCGCAAUUCUGGUGGAAGACAUUGUCCACACUCAGCUGAUAAAUUUGUUGCAGCAAGCAGCUGAAGUUUCUCAGAUGAGAGGAGCUCGAGUCAUCUCUGCUGAAGAUCUCCUGUUCUUAAUGCGCAAAGAUAAGAAGAAGCUUCGAAGGCUACUUAAAUACAUGUUUUUUCGAGACUACAAAUCUAAAAUUGUCAAAGGAAUAGAAGAAGAUGACCUCCUUGAAGACAAAUUCAACAGCAAUAACACCAACAAGAGGCAGAAGCUGGCCCAAGACUUUCUCAACUCCAUUGACCAGACUGGAGAGCUCUUGGCCAUGUUUGAAGAUGAUGAGAUCGAUGAUGUCAAGCAGGAACGAAUGGAGAGAGCAGAAAGACAAACACGAACCAUGGACUCAGUCCAGUAUGCAGAAUUCUGUGAAAGUCGGCAAUUGAGUUUUUCAAAGAAAGCAUCCAAAUUCCGUGACUGGCUGGACUGUAGCAGUAUGGAAAUAAAGCCAAAUGCAGUUGCAAUGGAGAUUUUGGCAUAUUUAGCAUAUGAGACUGUGGCCCAGCUGGUGGACUUGGCCCUUUUGGUUAAACAGGACAUGACUCCCAAAGCUGGUGACCCAUUCAGUCAUGCCAUAUCUGCCACCUUCAUACACUACCACAACUCUACUGAGCCGCAUCUCUUAGGGCAGUCUACGAGUGUGAAGACCAGCCUUGAGUCCCCUGAGAACACACCACCCCCUACACCCACUCCACCAGCAUCAGCAGGGCAGCAGCACCUUGGGAAAACCCCCUCAGGAGCCUUGGGGAAUGGUGGAAUUGGACAGGACUCCACCAAAUCCAAACAAAGGAAAAGAAAAAAGAGCACUGCAGCCUGUGGGAUGGAGGCUCAAAGUGAUGCCAUCCAGCCCAGCCACAUCAGAGAGGCCAUUCGACGCUACGGCCACAAGAUUGGCCCUCUUUCCCCAUUCACAGUACGUAAUAACAGAGUUAUAAAAAGUUAUAUUUAUAAUCUUAAAGAACUCUGAUUUUCAAGUGGUCAAAUGAAGAAGCUUUGGAAUUG